AGUGAAUACCUAACCGUGCAUCAACCUAACUAUGCCUGCAGGCCUUUCCUGGUCUCGAUAUCUUACAUUCAUGACUGCGAGUAUGGCCAGCAUGUUUGCUGGUGCUUCUGUGGUCCAUAAUUACUACAAACCAAAUCUGGAGAUCCCCCAGGUGCCACAGAAUCCCAAGGACUCAAAUGGAACAGACUUUACAGGAAUUAAGAAAAUUGUUUCAAUUAAAAAAAGCUGAUACUUUUCAUAUGUACUAUAGGAUUUCAAUGCAUUUUUAUGUUAAUUCAUGUUAUCUGUUAAACCAAAAGGACAAUAAGUUAUUAUUGUUUCUUAAAACUGAUUAGUUUUGAAUCUGUUUCUGCACAUUAAAUGAUACCUUGUUUUUUGAACUUUUUUGAAGCAAUAUCUGGUUAGGCGUUAGUAUUUUAAAACUCACUCUUUUAUUACUUUUAACAUUUUUGCCAUUUCAACAUCAUAUCUACACAAUUUGUUCCUUUGCUCUAUUUUUAUAUAUUUACACAACAAUGGAUUGAUUAUUUUUGGUUUAUUGUUCAACGAAGAAGCGUAAUGAUAAACUUUGCCCGGUCAUAUUAUUUUUAUUUAAUGCGCUUCUCACAAAGGACGCCAUAAAUAACACAGCAGGGACCGUUAUUAAUAGGAUGAUCUCUUAAGAGAGACUUGUAAAGUACGCCUUGUUCGUCUUCCUAUCUUCCCGACAAUGCCGGCAUUGACUGGUUGUUACUUUGUGGUCGGUCGCAUUUUAUGGGAUUAGUAUUCCAGACGACACUGUCGUCACAGUGUUUUAAAAGCUUGGUAUUUUUCAGUAAAUCGGUGCAUUGAUGAUCAAGGAAUAGAGUCUGCUUAUUGCUUUGGACGCAUGUGAUAACUAGUCUUGGCACCGAUCAAUUCAGUAUGGAGACAAAAUUGAAUGGAGUGAAAAUUGAACAGAAAUUGAACGACCUAUCUACGACUCCAUCUAAUCCAGUUUACAAGUGGCUUGGUAGAAGUGCUUUUGUACUUGUGCUGUUCACGCAAGCCAUCAUAUUAAAUCACUUCUUGGUCCUUUACGAAAACAUCAAGUUUUCGCCGCACGCGUUCGUCCUCGCGUACCUUCCCGCGGUCUUGUUCUGGGUUCGCGGUCAAAUCAGUAAGCGCGACCAAGUGGUCGCAGCCGCUGUCUGGUUCCUCUAUUCGCUUCCCCUUGCCACAAUUUUAGGCUGGAUUUUCGGAAGAAUCGUUCAGAAGAUUGAAAAGGACUCGUUCAUGGAUCAUGGUAUGUUGAAGAACACGCUUGGCCUGUCGGCUCUGAUGUAUCUUCUUCUCGAUGUUGAAGAUUACACACCGAGACUUGGGAUGCAAGUUAACUGGGUAAAAGUAUUGGACAUUCUCGAUUAUUCAGAUUUCUUCGGGCUUCUGCUACAACGGGAUAGUCUCAUUAUUUCGGACAACUUCAAAACAACUAUAAUCGCAUUUGGUCUUCUAAGCAUUCUUUUGACGUCGGUUUCUUUAGUGCGAUUUACCAGAGAGCAUCCACCCGAUAGUGCGAACGCGUCCAGAAUCGACCCCCAGCUUGAGAUAACACGGCUCCUCCUACAAAUCGUACUGAUCAACUUCCCUUUUUGUGCGCUGAGGAUCUUUAUUUGGUACCAGUAUCAGAUCCAACUCUCUGCCUUUACCUUCAAGAACUUCCUAAUGGUCGCCGUAAACUUUGCGCAAAUCGCCGGUUUCAGUCUAGCAGGAUGUGCGUGCUGUGGUUCAUCUCACUCGGCCCCAGCCUUUACUCGCGCUUGUCCGCCCCGACUGGAAGAGCCUGGUGCGAGGUGCUCGUCUGCUUGCGUGCAGAGCUCUAGACAGAGAAAAAGAGAGUCAAAAAAUAUUGACCUUAUCGACUUUGAACUUUGAACUUGUGUCAUUGUGUGGCGUGCGAGAGGAAAUUUCCAAGACUUUGUUCAUAGCCUGUUAAAGCGGAAAUGUCACCAGAUUACUUCCGGUCGAUUACCUGACAAUCACCGAUGAUUUUUAACCCAUUGACUCCUGGCUUUUUUUGAGCUGAAUUUACAAAAAACAGACUGAAAACAGAUA
Molecule: messenger RNA, 2073 nt
Organism: Nematostella vectensis (starlet sea anemone)
Lineage: Eukaryota; Metazoa; Cnidaria; Anthozoa; Actiniaria; Edwardsiidae
Exons: 2
Coding region: 904-1893 (329 amino acids)
Source: RefSeq, a predicted model, not a curated record